Molecule: messenger RNA, 5553 nt
Organism: Cryptomeria japonica (Japanese cedar)
Lineage: Eukaryota; Viridiplantae; Streptophyta; Pinopsida; Cupressales; Cupressaceae
Product: putative E3 ubiquitin-protein ligase LIN-1
Exons: 16
Coding region: 732-5291 (1519 amino acids)
Biological process (GO): protein ubiquitination
Molecular function (GO): protein binding; ubiquitin-protein transferase activity
Source: RefSeq, a predicted model, not a curated record
CUAAAAUUAAUUGCACGCCAUUUGCUACUCGUGAAAUCAUUGGAAUCUGCGGCAGGCCCACAAUAGAUUUGCUUGAAUACAAACAUCGUAACUUACAAGAAAACUACAGGACCAUUACCUUGGUGGAAUCAUCUCUGCAACCCAGGAAAGUCAACGUCUGUAGCAUUUGUAUUGAUUUGUUAUGGCCAUCGAAACUCCUUAGAUGAAGAAUAUUAUGCUCUUCAAUACAAAUUCCUCAAACAGAAAUACGGUGCAAGUCCUAUGAUUUGUUGGGAGAAAACACUACUUCACCUAUUCUCCACAAGCUGAAAAUUUUAUUCUCGCCAAUGCCAACUGUGUUCUUCAAUACAAACUUCUGAAAUAGAUAUAUGGUGAACUCUUAUGAUUUUGUGAGACAAAUUCAUACCUUAUAGAUGUCCCCACACGCUGAAAAUUUUAUUUUGGCUAAUAAGCAUUCUCUAAAUUCACUGAAGAGGCAAUAGAUAGUGAGAAUUUUUCACCCAAUAGAACAGAAGUCAUUGUGUUUAAGAUUUUGAGAUGCUUUUCUUCAGGCCUUUAGAUGAACUAUCAAGAAAAGCUGAGAGAAGAAAACGAGGAUUGAAAGUAAUAAAUUGAUGCAAGGCCCAAAGUGAUUCUUCUUGUAACUGUAAUCCCAUUUGAUUGGAUCCCCUGCAUCUGGUCAAAUCGGGCGAGUCAUGUACUAGUUUUAAGACCAAGGAUUCAAAAUCAAAAUGGCCGGCAAAGCCAUCAUGGACAGUAACAACCUUGGCAAAGUCCUGACGGUAACAAUUGCAAGUUUCUUACAGGACAGAUUGAUAAAUAGAGAACAAAGGAUUCAACAAAAGGAACAAUGUGCAGAGAGAUUAGCAGCAGGUGAACCAGGCAUUGGUGAAGUAGCUUAUUCAGAACAAGCUGUUUUGGCAAAUUUGGAUUGGGGAAUUGAUGCUUUGGAAGAGGCCAUCACUAGUUCCAAUGAGGAAACUAAGGCAGCAAGAUUACAACAUGCAGAGAAGAUGCUGCAGGUGUGUGCUAUGUUGGAUGCAAAGCAGACUACUGCAGGUGUUCCCAAUUUCUAUCUGUGUGCAUGGUCACACCUCAAUCUGGCCUUUCUUUGGAAAUUGAGGAAUGAUGACAGGAACGCUGUUGCCCAAAUUCUAGAGAUGUUUCUUGUAGAUCCCCUGUUUUCAAGAAUUGAUUUCGCACCAGAACUCUGGGAGAGUCUCUUCCUUCCUCACCUUAGAUCUAUUGUUGGAUGGUACACAGAACAGAGGCAAAGAAUUGUUCUAGACUAUUUGCCCGACUCUACUGAUCUCUCCUUUUCCAGAGAUGAUCAUGAAUACGUUUUCAAUGACAAUUUGCUAUCUGGCUUAAGUCCGGAACAAACCCAACGUCUGCAGGAGUUGGAGAAAGUGUAUCAGGAGUCCCUGGAUGAAAACACCAAACUAUAUACACGAUACUAUAAGGAUUGGAUUAAUUUUGAUCCUUCUGUAAGCAAGAAGGGAAACCAGCCCUUAAUUCCCAUUGCCGAGCCUCCCAUGACACCAAGACAUGAGCUUAGUCGAUUGAUUCCUCAGUCUGUCAAAUUUGGACCUGUCCCACCCAAAAGUGCAGGCUUCUCUUCUGUUGUUGGAUUAUCAACUGGCAAAGGAAAAACUCCUACAAGGUAUGGCUCUGCGAAUGGCAAUACUACUAGUACUGAUGACGGAGCUGAAGAUUUAUCAACCAGAAUGUUUAUGGAUGAGGUCAACUGGGAAGAAGAGAGAACAAAUUGUCAUAAUACCGAUAACGCAUACAAUGCUGACAUUGAAAUGGAUUGCAAAAUGGACAUAACUAAGAAAGUACCAGCAGCCUAUCCGGGGACGCGGUCAAACUCCAAACGAGUAUUCUCAAAGAACCAGACGAUUUCAGAAGAUAAACUUGUGUUGGCAAAUGCAUAUUCUCCUGGUAGUGGUAGGCAAAGUUCAAACCAACAGUCGAUGAAAAGAAGGGAUUUUAAGUCCAGGCCUCUCUCUGAACUGCUUGAAGCUGAUACUGUCUCUACUUACUGUACAUCACCAAGAAAUGAUUAUUCAUCCGAGGAUUCAGAGGCUACUUCACCAGAUCCCGAGCACAAUCUAGAGGAUGCAAAUUCAUAUGGGGAUAUACCCGAUGAUGAGGAUGAAGUUCAGAAGGAAAGUGAAUUAAAUGAUGACUAUGAAACACAGGCAGCAGAAUUAGAAGAAAGGAGCUAUUCAAUGCCUAUAUCAUCACCACUGACAGAGAGCGAAGAGGAUAUAAGCCAAAACAGCUUUCAGGUGCAUUCAUCUGGUAAAUCCACUCCUCAAAGGCGGCCUCCAAAGGAUUUUGUGUGUCCUAUAACAGGUCAACUUUUCACAGAUCCAGUCACACUGGAGACAGGUCAAACAUAUGAGCGCCAAGCAAUCCAGGAAUGGCUGGACAGAGGAAACACAACAUGCCCAAUUACCAGGCAGAAUCUUGGAAGCACUGCACUUCCAAAUACAAAUAUUUUGUUAAAAAGGCUUAUCAGUAGCUGGAAAGAACAGAAUCCUGAAUUAGCAAUGGAAUUCCGUUUCUCUGAAACACCAAGAUCUCACAUUUCAAAUCCUAUUGAUUUAUAUUCUUCACGUUUUCUCUCUUCUCCGGAUUUAAAUUCAAGUCCGAAUAGAAAUUCUAACAUUGACAUUGCUGAAGUAAAAACAAGGAGGAGUUUUAUGCGCAGAUCAGCUUCAGUCUCAUCUUCUCCAACUAGUGUUAUCAGUCAAGCUACUUUCGAAAGAACGAUGAGUGAACUAAGCCCAUCAAUUUCACACCUUUGUACUUCUCAAGACUUGCAAGAAUGUCAAGCAGCUGUUCUUAAGAUUUCAAAAGUCUGGCAAGGCUGUAAAGCAAAUCCAAUCAUCCAGUCACAACUCACUAAGCCAGCAAUGAUUAAUAGUUUUUUUGAAAUACUAUCCAAUUCUUUUGAUGCGCAGGCACUAAAAGCGACAGUGUACAUUCUGUCAGAACUUGUAUCUGUAGACAACAUUGUUUCACAAACUCUGAUGAGGGUGGACCCGGACUACGAGUGUCUCGCUAGCAUUAUAAGGAAAGGACUAGCCGAGGCUGCUGUUCUUUUGUAUCAAUUGAAACCAUCAUCCUCACAACUUUCAUUCCACGACCUUGUUCCAUCACUAGUACAUAUAAUCAUCUCAAAUAUUGAAGAGAGCGAGUUACAGUUUCCAAUGAGCUUUCAAUCCAAGGAAGUUGCUACAGUGAUGCUGGAAAGCAUGCUGAAUGAUGGAGAUGAGAGUUGCAGGUCAUUAAAUGCCCAAACUGUUAUUUCUAUGAAUGCGCUUCCUGCCCUCGUCGAGAGCUUGGAAUGCAAAAGCCUUCAAGUGAGGUAUUCUGCUGUCUCUAUUCUUCUUUCUUGUAUUCGAGGAGAUGGCAUCUGCAGAAACUUGAUUGCCCAAAGAGCUGAAUUGGCACCGGUGUUAGAGCUUUUUCAUACUGGAAAUGAUGGAGAAAGAAGCGUCAGCAUUGCCUUCAUUUCAGAGCUUGUUCGCUUGAAUAGGCGGACAUUCAACAAUCAAGCUCUGCAGAUUAUAAAAGAUGAAGGCACGUUCAGCACCAUGCAUAUGCUUCUUGUAUACCUUCAGAUGGCAUCUAUGGAACAACGCCUAAUUGUUGCAAGUCUUCUUCUCCAAAUGGAUCUUCUGGCAGAACCGCGCAAGAUGAGCAUGUAUCGUGAAGAAGCUAUAGAAGCACUGGUUGAAGGCCUAAAAGCUAAAGAGUUUCUUAUGUCCCAAAUAGCAGCAGCAGAAACUAUAGUUGCUCUUUCUGGACGACUGUCCUUGUCUGGGAAACCUCUUACUGAGGCUUGGCUACUGAGAACUGCAGGGUUUGACAAGAACUAUGACUCUUUGACAAAAGCUGAGAAACCACUCAAUGAGGAGGAUGAAUCAACCGAAUUUCUUAAGGAGGACGAGGAAGCUGCGAAAGUAUGGGAGAGAAAAGUAGCGUUUGUUCUUGUCAAUUAUGAAUUUGGUGCACUCUUUGAGGCUUUAGGAAAAUGCCUCAGAAAUAACUCUGUAGAGCUGGCAAGACCUUGCCUUGUCGCUGCAACAUGGCUCACCUAUAUGCUGAAGGUCUUACCGGAUACCGGAGUUCAGGGCGUAGCUCGCCGAUGCUUGCUGCAACACUUUGCUAUGGUCUUGCAAUCAUCUAGGAUCUUGGAAGAAAGAAUCCUUGCAAUGCUUGCUUUGUCUACCUUUAUUAAUGAUUCAGAGGCAUUGAAAGACCUAGGCACUUAUGUAAAAGGGAUAUGUAAACCUUUGAGGCAACUGAAGAAAUCAUCCACAGUAGCAGCUGAUAUACUUAGGGCUCUGGUGAACCUGCCAUCUGUGAAUAUUUCCAAGCUUUGCAGUUUUACAGAAUCAGCUCUAGCAGAUUCCAGCUUGAAUGGAGAAAUUCGCUCUCUUGUUCAUUGUGGAGGUCAAAUAAUUAGUGGCCAUUCUGAUGGCACAUUGAAGGUGUGGGAUGGAAGAAAAAGACUGCUACAACUGAUUCAGGAAGCUCGAGAACAUACUAAGUCAAUCACUUGUCUAUCUGUUUCAUCAUCUAGAGAGAAAAUAUACAGUGGGUCCCUGGACAAGUCUGUUAGGGUUUGGGCAAUUGGAGCACAAGAAAUUAAGUGCAUACAGGUUCUUGACAUGAAAGACCCAGUACAAGCCCUUGUUGUGAGUGGCAACGUGGCCUGCUUUAUUGCUCAAGGGACUGGAGUCAAGAUCCAUAACUUGAGUGGAAGCAUAAAGCUGCUCAAUCCUAACAAGAAUGUCAAGUGUCUGGCUAUUGGAAAUGGGAAAGUUUAUUGUGGGUGCACUGAUUAUACCCUUCAAGAGAUGGAUCUAAAGUCUAGUACAACAAACAUCCUUCAUCAAGGAGCAAGAACUUUGCUUGGUCAAAAGCCCAUUUAUGGCCUACAACUCCUUGAUAAUCAUCUCUAUGCUUGUGGUGUGUUCUUGGAUGGUGUUGUUGUCAAGGUGUGGAAUCUUUCUAACAACAAUGUUAUAGGAACAAUAUCCACAACCUUAGAAAUCAGAUGCAUUGCAGUAAGCAAUGAAUUCAUAUUUUUAGGUUCCAAAACCGGUAUUAUUGAAGUAUGGUUGAGAGAGAGAUUGGUUAAAGUGGGAUCAUUGAAUUCAGAUAGAGGAGGAAAUAAUAAUAGAGUGAUUUGCUUGGUUGUGGAUAAGGAGGGUGAUGUUUUGUUUAGUGGAUCUCAAGAUGGCAAGAUCCAGGCAUGGUCACUUACAUGACUUAAAAUGGAGUGGAGUUGUCCAAUCAUUCUUUGACUAGUACAAUCCAUGUGCUUAUUCUACUCUCAAGUCCAACUUUGUUGUAAGUGGAUAACCUACAUGUAUUACCACUUUAGGCCUCUCCUUUUAAAAAACCACCAACCUUGCAAUCUAAUUAAAUGGAUUCUCUUGCUCCACAUUUACCUAUUUUUUUUAUAUACCUUAGACACAAAGUCUCAUAAAUUUCAAGUAUGUUUAAAGUAGACUAAAACAAAUUUUGAUA